This is a messenger RNA of Phodopus roborovskii (desert hamster), 1265 nucleotides long. RefSeq names its product prokineticin receptor 1 (gene Prokr1). Bases 1 to 1182 code for a protein of 393 amino acids. Gene Ontology annotation, cellular component: membrane. Gene Ontology annotation, molecular function: neuropeptide Y receptor activity. NCBI's taxonomy places the organism in Eukaryota, Metazoa, Chordata, Mammalia, Rodentia, Cricetidae. The transcript has 2 exons. Gene Ontology annotation, biological process: neuropeptide signaling pathway. The record is from RefSeq and is a predicted model, not a curated record.
AUGGAGACCACCGUGGGAGCGCUGGGUGAGGAUAGCACAGACACGUCCACCAGCUUCCUUUCUGCCCUUGAUGCCCACGGAGCCCAGGCUGCUUCCUUUCCAGUCACUUUCAGCUAUGGUGACUAUGACACACCCUUGGAUGAAGAGGAGGAUGUGACCAAUUCUUGGACUUUCUUUGCUGCCAAGAUUGUCAUUGGCAUGGCUUUGGUGGGUAUCAUGCUGGUGUGUGGCAUUGGCAACUUCAUUUUUAUCACUACCCUGGCCCGCUACAAAAAACUUCGCAAUCUCACCAACCUGCUUAUUGCCAACCUGGCUAUCUCAGACUUCCUGGUGGCCAUUGUGUGCUGCCCCUUUGAGAUGGACUACUACGUGGUACGCCAGCUCUCCUGGGAGCAUGGCCAUGCCCUAUGUGCCUCUGUCAACUACCUGCGCACCGUUUCCCUCUUCGUCUCCACUAAUGCCUUACUGGCCAUUGCCAUUGACAGGUACCUGGCCAUAGUCCACCCUCUGAGACCACGAAUGAAGUGUCAAACAGCUGCGGGCCUGAUCUUCCUGGUGUGGUCAGUGUCCAUCCUCAUCGCCAUCCCGGCCGCCUACUUCACCACGGAGACUGUACUGGUCAUUGUGCAGAGCCAGGAAAAGAUCUUCUGUGGCCAGAUCUGGCCGGUGGACCAGCAGGUCUACUAUAGGUCAUACUUCCUCUUGGUCUUCGGCCUCGAGUUCGUGGGCCCUGUGAUCGCCAUGACCCUGUGCUAUGCCAGGGUAUCCCGGGAGCUCUGGUUCAAGGCGGUGCCAGGCUUCCAGACCGAACAGAUCCGCCGGAGGCUUCGCUGCCGCCGCAGGACCGUGCUGGGACUUGUGUGUGUUCUCUCAGCCUAUGUCCUAUGCUGGGCACCCUUCUAUGGCUUCACUAUUGUGCGUGACUUCUUCCCCUCCGUGUUUGUGAAGGAGAAGCACUACCUCACCGCCUUCUAUGUGGUGGAGUGCAUUGCCAUGAGCAAUAGCAUGAUCAACACGCUGUGCUUCGUGUCGGUCAGGAACAACACCAGUAAGUACCUCAAGAGGAUCCUGCGGCUCCGGUGGAGGGCCUCUCCCAGCGGGAGCAAGGCCAGUGCCGACCUGGACCUCAGGACCACGGGGAUGCCUGCCACAGAGGAGGUGGACUGCAUCGGACUGAAAUAAGCAAAAUGGUACCACAACACCUGAAUGCUCACGGAAAUGAUGAAUGUGUUUUUCGGGAGAAAGCAGAGGAAAGAGACAACCAC